AGGAAAGGAAAGGCCACCAUACAUAUAGAUACACACACACUCCCUUCCAAGUCCAAAACCUUCACACCAACUCUCCAUCUCAUCUUCUCUCCCCAUGCAUCAUCAUCUAGAAGCAAUUAUUGAGUAGGUGAUAGUUUCUCUCUCUCUCUCUCUCUCCAAGUCAAAACAUUAUAUAUAUCUAUAUCUAUACACCAAGUCGCUUUUAUAUGCAUGUAUGCCCUUUAAGACAUUAAUUUAGGACAAGUAAAAAAGAAAAUGGGAAGGUCACCGUGCUGUGAGAAGGAGCACACCAACAAAGGGGCUUGGACCAAGGAAGAAGACGACCGCCUUAUUGCGUACAUCAAAGCUCACGGCGAGGGCUGCUGGCGUUCCCUUCCCAAAGCCGCCGGCCUCCUCCGCUGCGGCAAAAGCUGCCGUCUCCGUUGGAUCAAUUACCUCCGUCCCGACCUCAAGAGAGGCAACUUCUCCGGCGAAGAAGACGAACUCAUCAUCAAGCUCCACAGCCUCCUCGGCAACAAAUGGUCGCUCAUCGCUGGGAGAUUGCCCGGAAGAACUGAUAACGAGAUAAAGAACUAUUGGAACACUCACAUAAGAAGAAAGCUCCUAAGCAGAGGCAUUGAUCCGACCACCCACAGACCUCUCCACGACUCAGCUUCUCAAGAUUCCAAACCAACCCUAGAUUCUGCUAACAAUAAUACCCUUAUCUCCUUCACUUCUCCUUCUCCUCCAAAGGCCGAAAUUUCCCAGGAAAAUUUCACAUUCCCGGAAAAGCAAGAGGAAAACACAAAGGGGUUAAUGGUCGUGUGCAAAGAGGAGAAAAAUGAGUGCCCAGUCGAAGAAAAUUUCCCAGACUUAAACCUCGAGCUGAGGAUUAGUCUUCCCGACCAUGCUCAUCAUCAAGGCUCAGCGAAUGGAGGAAAUGAGAGGAGAACGACGCGCUGUUUCGCUUGCAGCUUGGGUGUAACAAACGGAACGGAGUGCGGCUGCGGAGAAAUGAGAUGCGACGUAGUCGGAGUCAUCUCCAGCAGCAGCAGUGAUGUCAUGGUUGGCCCCGGUUAUGAUUUUUUAGGUAUCGCAGAUAAUAGAAAUAGUAUUUUUGGAAUUUAGGGCUUUGGAAAUGAAAUGAUUACGAUGUAGAUGUGA
Tarenaya hassleriana is the source of this 1143-nucleotide messenger RNA. Its product is annotated as transcription repressor MYB4-like. The transcript has 2 exons. The record is from RefSeq and is a predicted model, not a curated record. Lineage: Eukaryota; Viridiplantae; Streptophyta; Magnoliopsida; Brassicales; Cleomaceae. Bases 256 to 1107 code for a protein of 283 amino acids.